AUGAAAGAGGAACAGCUUCCUUUCCAGCAGUUUCGUUGCAGGAUUGCAGGAUACCUUUUGUACGAUGUAAAUCCCCCUGAAGGGUUCAACCUUCGCAGAGAUGUCUACGUUCGCAUUGCUUCUCUUGUAAAGACCCUGCGGAAAAGUGAAAACUGGGUGUUGGUUCUGCCUCCCUGGGGACGUCUUUAUCACUGGCAGAGCCCUGACAUCCUCCAGGUCCGGAUCCCUUGGUCCGAGUUCUUUGAUAUCCCAAGCCUGAACAAGAACAUCCCUGUCAUCGAAUAUGAGCAGUUCCUUGCAGAGUCAGGUGGGCCCUUUAUUGAACAGAUUUAUGUGCUACAAGGCUAUGCAGAAGGAUGGAAAGAAGGAACRUGGGAAGAAAAAAUAGAUGCAAGGCCGUGCAUUGAUCAGCUGAUGUACUCCAAAGACAAACAUGGCUACUACAGGGGCUGGUUCUGGGGUUACGAGGAAACACGAGGCCUGAACGCCUCUUGCUUGUCUGUCCAAGGAUCUGCCUCUAUUGUGGCUCCCAUCCUUCUGAAGAACGCUUCAGCACAGUCAGUGAUGUUAGACAGAGCUGAAAACCUUCUUCAUGACCACUACGGAGGGAAAGAUUAUUGGAAUACCCGUCGGAGCAUGGUGUUUGCUAAACACCUCCGCGUGGUGGGAGAUGAGUUCAGGAAGAAAUACCUUCAAUCCACAGAUGAGGCAGACAAGACUCAUUACAAAGAGGACUGGACACAGAUGAAGGUUAAGACAGGCACAGCUCUAGGUGGCCCAUACCUUGGAGUUCAUCUCAGAAGGAGAGACUUCAUUUGGGGUCACAGAGAAGAUGUGCCUUCCCUGCAAGGAGCAGUAAAGAAAAUCCACAGCCUCUUGGAGGUGCUUAAACUUGAAAAAGUUUUUGUCGCCACUGAUGCAGUUGAGGAAGAGAUUGAGUUGCUCAAGAAACUGCUGCCCGAGAUGGUGAGGUUUGAACCCUCCUGGGAGGAGCUGGAGCUCUAUAAGGAUGGGGGCUUGGCCGUGAUUGACCAGUGGAUUUGUGCACAUGCAAGGUAUUUUAUAGGCACCUCAGUAUCAACAUUUUCUUUCCGAAUCCACGAGGAAAGGGAGAUCUUGGGAUUUGAUCCGAAAACAACUUACAACCGAUUUUGUGGUGAAACRGAGAAAAACUGUGAGCAGCCAACUCACUGGAAAAUUGUGUAUUAAACACAGAAAAAUACAAAAGUUUCAGUGCUGUGAGAGCUCAAAAUAAUAAGGAAAAAUGGUGGGGAAUUACCUGCCUUGGAACAAAGUACAACCCAGUCCACUGUGUGACAUUGUGAUGUGGUGGCUGUACUGCUCCAUCACUGUCUCUGUACUUCCCAGCAUCUUCACAUGGCUGCUGCCCCUGGGUGCCCUGGA
Messenger RNA from Malurus melanocephalus (red-backed fairy wren), 1404 nucleotides. RefSeq names its product protein O-fucosyltransferase 2 (gene POFUT2). The record is from RefSeq and is a predicted model, not a curated record. Gene Ontology annotation, molecular function: peptide-O-fucosyltransferase activity. The transcript is spliced from 9 exons. Bases 1 to 1209 code for a protein of 402 amino acids. Gene Ontology annotation, biological process: protein O-linked glycosylation via fucose. NCBI's taxonomy places the organism in Eukaryota, Metazoa, Chordata, Aves, Passeriformes, Maluridae.